AUGACACCGCAACCGCCGAUGGGCGACCUUCCGAGAGGCCGAGUCACGCUAGCGCGCGGAUUUCUCCGGACCGGCCUGGACUACGCCGGCUCGAUCCUCCUCCGCACGAGCAAGGGCCGCGGACAUCGAGCGUACAAGGCCUUCAUCGCUCUUUCCGUCGCUUUAUUUCGAGGCCUCUGCGAGGAGCUGUACUCAGAUUGCGGCACUAAUUUCGUGGGAGCCGACCGAGUCCUGAAAGAGUUCUUUCGAGCUUCGUCUGCCGACGGCCGUCGCCUUGCUCACGCCGCCGCCACGGAGGGCAUAAAAUGGCACUUUAACCCUUCGGCUGCGCCGCACUUCGGAGGACUGUGGGAGGCCGCCGUGAAGUCGACCAAAUUUCAUCUCCGUUGGGUCAUUGGGGAGACCACGCUCACCUUCGAGGAGAUGAGCACUCUCCUCUCUCAGGUCGAAGCCUGCCUUAAUUCCAGGCCGCUGCAGACUUUGUCCGACGAUCCGGACGACAUAUCCGCUCUCACACCGGGCCACUUCUUGAUCGGUGCUCCUCUUCUGGCCGUGCCCGAAUCCGCCUUGAAUGACGCCGCUGAGAGCUCACUUUCCCGGUGGCAACACCUCCAAAAAAUGCGCGAUCACUUUUGGUCACGGUGGUCGCACGAGUAUAUUAACGGGAUGACAACUCGCUCAAAGUGGCUCAAACCCGAGGACGCACCUGCCGUCGGAUCUCUGUGCUUGGUGCGAUCCGAAAGCACGCCACCGAGUCGAUGGCCACCGGCCCGCAUUAUUCGAGUGCAUCCCGGAGACGACGGUAUUGUGCGCGUGGCCACAAUCCGCACCGCUACGUCCGAGCUGGUUCGACCACUGUGCAAGCUCGUGCUUCUCCCGGGGGCUGAGGACCAGCCGCCGCCGACGGAUGCGUGA
Temnothorax curvispinosus is the source of this 915-nucleotide messenger RNA. RefSeq lists its product as uncharacterized. The record is from RefSeq and is a predicted model, not a curated record. NCBI's taxonomy places the organism in Eukaryota, Metazoa, Arthropoda, Insecta, Hymenoptera, Formicidae. Bases 1 to 915 code for a protein of 304 amino acids. The transcript is spliced from 2 exons. Gene Ontology annotation, biological process: DNA integration. Gene Ontology annotation, molecular function: nucleic acid binding.